AGCUUCUCAUUUCGAUCGGGAGGUUUUAAUGAUCUCGGGCAGCUGUUUGCGUUUUUCCUUUUUGCCCAUGGUUGCUUGCUGGCCACGCUUCUCGUGAGUGCGGGGAAUGUUUUACGCGGAUAUCCUGAAAGAAAACCGACGCCAGCAAAUGGAUAUCCGAGAGGCUGCCUCUCUCCGUCAGCAGAGGCGGAUGAAACAAGCUGUACAGUUCAUCCAUAAAGAUUCGGCGGAUCUACUGCCUCUGGAUGGUCUCAAGAAACUGGGAACCUCCAAAGAAACCCAACCACAUAACAUUUUGCAGAGACGUUUACUAGAAACCAACUUGUCAAAAUUCCGAGCCAACAAUCGAGAGACAUGGCCUUCUAAUAAUUCAUUUCCAGUUCAGAACAUAAUCUUUCAUCAAACUAAACAAGAACAUCACAAAAUAACACAGGAAGAGGACCUAAUAUUCGUGCGUUGCAAGUGUGCUGGAAGAGAGAUGAAAGUGCGAAUUGACACUGGCUCUCGAUAUAAUCUCAUCUCAUCUGCUUGUGUGGAUAAACUAGGGUUGAAAGAACUUGUGAAAACAGAGAAGGAUGACAUUGAAAAAAAUGGAAUGCCAUUUAUUUCAAAGGUCACAGGACAAAUAGAAAAUGUUGGAAUUACUUUAGGACAACUCAAUAUUGAAUGUUCAGCAGCCGUAGUAGAUGAUGACAAAAAUACACUUUCCCUUGGGUUACAGACAUUGAGGUCUUUGAAGUGCAUCAUUGACAUGGAAAAGCAAUAUUUAAUCCUUGGAGAGAAGGAAAAAGACGAGAUUCCAUUUCUAGGAACUGACAACAUUGAAAUCUGCUCUCCAUAAAUUACAGAUGAAAAUUGCUGAAUUGAGUGGCAGUCAAUUACAAAGAUGCUCUUCAGUGGUUAGUGCACAAAUAUGACCAAAUAUACAGUAUAUUUCUUCUCUAAUUUCAAAUUACCCAUCUUGCUUCUUCAGCCGUACCAUUAUUCAGAAUUAACACCUUGGCUGUUAAAUUUCCCGAGCAUUUAGUUUAUCAAUUAAAUAUAAUUUUAAUUGUUUCGUAUUUGCAUAGAGUACAAUAUUAAUUACAAAGAAUAUUUUCCUGUGCUUUGUGUAGAAGUGUUGGAUAUAAUUUAUUUUACAAAUUAAUAUCAUCUGUUCUAUGCGAUAACUUUAGUUCACCUGGGCAUUCUGUGAAAGUGAAAGAUUAACAUUAUUACUGCUCAGACUUGCGAUCCUGAUGAUUUCACUAUACAUUAAGAUAUACUAUAGUCUCUGACUUUAUUGCAUACAUUUAUAUACUAUAGACAUUUGAUACUGGCUACAGUAUGACAAAUAAGUGAAAUAAUGUUACAUCGUGAUGUUUUAAGACAUCUUUUAUAAGUGUAAGCAUCAUCCAGAUUGCAUGUGAGAACUACACUUGUGUAGAAUUCCAUACCUUAAACGUUGAAAAGCUUUCUGCUAUCAAAAU
Rhincodon typus (whale shark) is the source of this 1469-nucleotide messenger RNA. Its product is annotated as nuclear receptor-interacting protein 3. The coding region runs from base 107 to 841 and encodes 244 amino acids. NCBI's taxonomy places the organism in Eukaryota, Metazoa, Chordata, Chondrichthyes, Orectolobiformes, Rhincodontidae. The transcript is spliced from 7 exons. Gene Ontology annotation, molecular function: aspartic-type endopeptidase activity. Gene Ontology annotation, biological process: proteolysis. The record is from RefSeq and is a predicted model, not a curated record.